Messenger RNA from Zonotrichia albicollis (white-throated sparrow), 1702 nucleotides. The record is from RefSeq and is a predicted model, not a curated record. Lineage: Eukaryota; Metazoa; Chordata; Aves; Passeriformes; Passerellidae.
GUUUGGAUCGUGUUGCUUCUCGCCACGCCAGAUGUGCCAGAUGUGCGUGCAGCCUCUGAGUGCUGCCCCUGUGUCACACGUCUGUCCCCUCCCAGCCCGAGUCUCUUCCCUCCACUGCAUCCCUCCUGCUCCAGAUCUCGGGAUGAGUGAGCUGGGCUGCCUUCAGAGCUUGGGAAAUAAAUAUUCUCCCACUGCCAAAAUGCUGCAGCUCUGCUGAUCCCACUGUGGAUCUGAGCUGCCUCAAGUCAGUGAAUUAAUCGGCGGUAAAAACAACCUGUCAGGCAUUUUAUUUUCCCCAAAAUGAUCUUUCUCAUGGAAAAGCCUCACAACAAUCCAAGAGGGCAAAUCCAGGGGUGGGACAGAAGGGAUGCUGGGGAGCAGUGGAAGAGGUUUUGCUGCUGAGGCUUCCCUUUAGUCACUGUCCCUUGGCUGCAUUGCUGUCCCAUCUCCACACCUGAUUUAGGCUUUUAUGGGUCAUUUCCUCUUUGAUCCGGGCUCUGGUUUUGUUCUGUGCUCUCUCCCUCAGGAGAAGGGUUGCAGGUGGGAGAUCCCCACACAGCAAUCCACUCCACCCUCUGCUCUCCAGGUUGGGAAAUGUCAGCAGGAGCACCUGAAAUCCAUCUUGCCAGAAGUUUUGGAGUCAGGCACUGCCUCAGAGGAUGCCCAGCCCAGUUCUGUGUGCCCAGAUCCCAGUGCCCAGCCCAGGGCUGGCACCAGCCCGGCUCUGAGCACCCGCAGUGUCCCCACACAGACCCCGGGGUCGCCCCUGGGCUCCUGUGACAGCUGCUCCAGCGCCCAGGCCAGCCUCCACGAGGUGGGCAGAGCCAUCACCAGCAUCUGCCAGAGCCAGAACAUCCCUUCAGCUCUCAGCAAGUUCCAGGAGGUGCUGGAGGACAGCACAGGGAGAAGGAACCUCUCUGCAGCAGACAUGAGCUACUGGGCCUCGGAGCAGAGCAAGGACCUGUCCCGCAUUAACAAACACCUCCAGGGGCUGCUGCAGCAGCUCAACCCCGUGAGGGCUGAGCUGGAGAAGAUGGGCAAGCAGAAGGACAAGCUGCAGAAACAGGUUGAGGACUUCUCCAGGAAGCUGCAGGCAGAGAAGAGCAUCCAAGCAGAGCAGCAGAAGGCAGCUGAGCAGAGCCUGAAAGCCAAGGAAAAGGAGCACUCCAAGGCUGUGGCCAGGCUGGAGGAGGAAAAGGAUGAGCUCAGGAGAGAAGCUACUCUGCUGGAGGAGCAACUCUCGGCCCUGAAGGAGGAGCUGGCAGCGAAGGAGGUGGCUGUGCAGGAGCUGGAGUUCUCCAAGACCGCCUUGCUGGAGGAGGUGAGCACCACCAUGGUGGCCCGGAGCCAGGUGCUGGAGCUGGAGGAGAAGGUGCAGGUGCUCACAGGCCAGAGGGACAGCCUGGAGCAGGAGCUCGGUGCCAGCAGGGUGCAGCUGGAGCAGGAGCUGAGUGCCAGCAGGGUGCAGCUGGAGAAGGAGAAGGUCCAUGUGGAGAGCCUGCUCCGGCACGAGGAGGUACGGCCGGCUCCAGAGCCUGGCAGGGCUGUGGGNGUGCUGCCCACCAGGGAAGGACCAUCCCGGCUGUGCCACCAGCCUGGGCUCCGCCGAGCCCGUUUUCUUCUUCCACCCUUCCCAUGGGACCGGAAAACUUCCUGCCCUCACCGCCGGGAUUGCAGGCCCGGGGACACCCAGGGCCGCUGA